AUGAAGCUGCUCUACCAGCCUAUCUGUGGAAAACCCAUAAUGAGGUUUCUGAAGAAAUCUGAGCCCACCAGACUGGGGUCCACAGAACAAGACCUUCUCAACUCACAGAGGGGAUUAGAAACCGAUGUGAAGACAGAUGGAUUUAGUAUGGAGACUUGUCGCCACAUUAUCAGCCUGCUAGAUAGAGAUGGCAGCGGCAAACUCGGCCUUGUGGAGUUUCACAUACUGUGGAUAAAGAUCCAGAAAUAUUUGGAGGUUUUUAAAAAGCAUGAUACCAACAACUCAGGCACUAUGAGUUCCUAUGAGAUGAGAGCUGCCGUGAAAGAAGCAGGGUUCCAGCUGAACAAUGAUGUACUUCAGGUGAUAACCUCACGCUAUGCCAAUCAGCAGCACGCCAUUGACUUUGAUUCCUUCAUUGGCUGCCUGAUUCGCCUGGAAAUGCUCUUCAAAAUGUUUGAUGUGUUUAAUAAGAAGAACACCGGAAAAAUCGACCUGGAUAUCCGGCAGUGGCUCUGUUUGACCCUUUUUUGAAAAUCCGUUUAAAUGAAGAGGAUGCAGCAGACCUGAAAUACCCAAAAGUAAAAUCAUCAGUAAAAAGUCAAAUCAACCAAAUUUGGAAUUGAUAUAAAAAUGCAAUUUUUUAAGGCGCUCAUCUGCUUAACAAUUAGCUAUAAUAAAGACAACUAACUCACAUUUUUCAUAUUUGCAAAUUUUGAUAAUUUUAUGUCCAGUUACCAUAGUUUUCACCAAAAAAUAGUACAUUGUUUCUGCCGUAAAAAAUUAUGAAUUAAUACGAUAUUGAAUCAUAACCGCCACCUACUAUAUUGGAGUAUAUAAUCUUAAUCUUAUUUUAAAUAAGACCAGUUUCAUGAAAAAUUCAUUAAUGCCUUAACAACUUCCAUCUGAGAUUUAUCUAUUCCUAAAAUACCUUUAAUGUUCCAUUUCCUUCCUAAUUUGAUGAUGAAUUCUUUACAUUCUUUUCCCUUUUUAUCCUUAUAUUUGCUCUACAAUUUAUUUUAAUUUACAAACCUCACAUUUAUUUAUUCUAUUCAUAAUAAAA
Molecule: messenger RNA, 1060 nt
Organism: Labeo rohita (rohu)
Lineage: Eukaryota; Metazoa; Chordata; Actinopteri; Cypriniformes; Cyprinidae
Product: calpain-2 catalytic subunit-like
Exons: 7
Coding region: 1-531 (176 amino acids)
Molecular function (GO): calcium ion binding
Source: RefSeq, a predicted model, not a curated record